Molecule: messenger RNA, 4165 nt
Organism: Corapipo altera (White-ruffed manakin)
Lineage: Eukaryota; Metazoa; Chordata; Aves; Passeriformes; Pipridae
Gene: RNF144A
Product: ring finger protein 144A
Exons: 10
Coding region: 467-1345 (292 amino acids)
Biological process (GO): positive regulation of proteasomal ubiquitin-dependent protein catabolic process; ubiquitin-dependent protein catabolic process; protein polyubiquitination
Cellular component (GO): cytoplasm; ubiquitin ligase complex; Golgi apparatus
Molecular function (GO): zinc ion binding; ubiquitin conjugating enzyme binding; ubiquitin protein ligase activity
Source: RefSeq, a predicted model, not a curated record
CUACUUCCUCUUAAUAUUGUUUGUGGAAGAUAACCCUUCAGAACAAGGGAAACCUUCACUCUCAUCUCUGCAGAGUAGAUCUGGGACAUGAGACUGGGAACUUGUCCACACUGGGAGCUGUGAAAGAUGUUGUCUCUUACAAGUAUCUUCUUGGAGUAAUUUGGUUGUUACUGAGUCACAGGAACAAGGAGCUUAUGUCAGAUGAAGAGGAGAAAUAUUUCCCAGUGAGGUGUUACUGCAAUAUAGUUGUGCUGCAAGAAGAAUUACCACAGGGAUACCAGUAAACCUCUGAAUGUCCUAGGGAACAACAUUCUGGAGGUCUUGCGAAGUUCGCAGAUGUGACUUAGAUAUAGGCAGUUCCUGCAAGGGCUGAUGAAGGCAGGGGAAAAAAGAAAACCAGAAUUGAAAAAAACUGUAAACAUGAUUGGGGUGACAUAACUGCUGGUGUGGAGAAGACUGCUCUGCAAUGACUACAGCAAGAUACAGGCCUACCUGGGAUUUGGUGCUUGACCCAUUAGUGUCCUGCAAGCUCUGCCUUGGCGAAUAUCCCGUGGAGCAGAUGACAACAAUAGCACAAUGCCAAUGCAUCUUCUGUACCCUGUGCCUAAAACAGUAUGUGGAACUGUUAAUCAAAGAAGGUCUAGAAACAGCAAUCAGCUGCCCUGAUGCUGCCUGCCCAAAGCGAGGUCAUCUGCAAGAAAAUGAGAUUGAGUGCAUGGUUGCAUCAGAAAUCAUGCAAAGAUAUAAGAAGCUGCAGUUUGAAAGAGAAGUGCUUUUGGAUCCAUGCCGGACUUGGUGUCCAUCCUCUACUUGCCAGGCAGUUUGCCAGCUCCAGGAAUCAAGCCCACAGGACCCACAACUGGUCCAGUGCAAAGUGUGCGACAUUGAGUUCUGCUCUGCUUGCAAAUCUAAUUGGCAUCCAGGUCAGGGCUGUCAAGAGAACAUGCCAAUCUCUUUUCUUCCAGGAGAAACAAGUUCAGUUUUUAAAAUGGAAGAUGACAACGCUCCAAUCAAACGCUGUCCAAAGUGUAAAGUUUACAUUGAAAGAGAUGAAGGCUGUGCCCAAAUGAUGUGUAAGAAUUGCAAACAUGCCUUUUGCUGGUACUGUCUGGAAUCUCUUGAUGAUGAUUUCCUCCUUAUACAUUAUGACAAAGGACCUUGUCGAAACAAGCUGGGUCACUCCAGGGCAUCUGUUAUCUGGCACAGGACACAGGUGGUAGGAAUUUUUGCAGGAUUUGGUCUUCUACUUUUGGUGGCCUCCCCUUUCCUUCUACUUGCUACACCAUUUGUUCUGUGCUGCAAGUGCAAAUGUAAUAAAGGAGAUGAUGACCCUCUACCUAGCUAGACUGGGAAAAGAUUGGACUCAUCAUAACACGUGUUUUUAUUUUAUUGUGCUGUUAUGUUUCUCUCUUGCACUUACAUUACUGUAGCCUUACUUGCCCCGUUCUGCUUUUCAUUGACACACAGUCUUGGUUCCAGGAACUGUUGUUACUACUGUUAUAUAGAUUACUUGAUAAUAGACAAGGAGGGUAACAGAAGGCAAGUUUGGUGCUAAAGGGAGACCAUGGACCUGGGUAGCUACCUGAAAUCAAGAGGUGAUACUGCUAAAAAUAAUGCAAAAAGUUGGUGCUGCCCUGCCAGUGGACUGGGAACUGUACUGAACGACAUCAGCAAAACAAGUGAAAAAGCAUACAAAUAUAAACUUCGGCAUAUCUGUUCGCUUCCAGAUUUGGUGUCUUAUUCCUGUAUAUAUUUAAGUUGCCUAUCAUUUAAAUCAGAUAGUCAACUUAGUGUGACUUUAUUAUGUUUAUUACACAUUGUUUUUGUUAAAGCCAUCACAAUGUCCUUUCUAGUACCUAUUCUUCCAAGUAUAAUAAAAUUAGUAAGGUGCAUAUAGGCCAUCCUAUGCCUUUCUUGAAAUUUGGGGAGGGUUAGAGGGACAAAGUUCAUCCUGCUGCCUUCCACAAAUUUUGUCAAGUCUUAUAAGAAAUUCGUUUGAUUAAAAGCUACAUUUUAAAAUUAAUUGAUGAAGCUGUAAGGUUGAGUGGUGACACAAACCUGCUAUCUAAUCAAGGUUCUUUUAAAAAUGCAUUGAUGGUAUUGAUUACCACUGGACCACUAGUGUUUUUCUGAAUUGUUAUUUUUUGCUGUUGUUUAGGGUUCUGCUACACUUAUAGGGCUACAUAACUUCUAAUCCAGGUAUCUUAAUCUUUUUAUAGAUACAUAGAUAUAGAUAUAUAUAAUCCUAUUUAAACCAAAUGUGUAAAUAGCUGUGCUAUUGAAAUAUUUUUGAAGUUCAGGAUAUAUUGCUUCUGUCUUUAGGACAAUUAUUUAAAAAUACAGGACUAACUUUAAUAUUUAGCAGACUCUUGGGUUAUCAAUGAAUCUUCCCUUUUAAAUAUAAAAAUACAUCAUGGUUAUCCCUGUAUAAUUAUCCCUGUAAUAAUAAAAUGCCUGGGAUAUAUGUGGAAGUUCUACUUUACAUUUAAACUACUUAGCCCAUUUCAGAGUUAAUCUUGUAUGGUAUGUGGUGUAUUGUGUUAAUAACAAUACUGUAACAAAAUAAGGUUUUAUUUGAAAAAUAAUCACUUGAUAGUUUUGCAGUAUUCAGUGCUGUGUUUUCAGGGUAGUAAAGUGUGCUAGCCAACAUGCUACAUCAUUGUGGUUUCUCUUUAGAAAUAUUUUAUUGAAAACCAUUUUGCUUUGAUUGUAAAACCUACAAGAAUUUGACUCAUAACUUCUUGCCAUGAAAUAUGAAGCACCUGAAACAAUGUGUAUAUCUGUAAUACUGAAGGAAAACAUUCUUUCGACUGGCUUGUGGACUGAAGUCUGACUGCAUUUUUGUCAUCAUCAUUUAGUUCUGUGCGUCAGCAAUGUACUGAGGUGAAUGGAUAUCUUGAAGCCAGAAUAACUUUACACUGAAAAUGUCUUAAGACCCUUAAAUGCAACUACUUGUGUCUGCUGUCACAAACUGGGAAUGUGUUUUCAAAACUCAAGCAUAAAAAAUUGCUCUUUAGCUUUUGUUUUACAGUCUGUCUGUUAAUAAAAAUACUGUAGGGCGCAGUUUUGAAAAGGGCCACUGUCUUUUUAUAAAACUAUUUUCCUCCCCCUUCUUCCAGGUUUAAUGCUAUUCAAAUUCAAACUCUGUCUAACCACAGAUUUUACCUCUAGGAGCUGGAGGUUAUCUGUAGUUCACUUAUUUGGCUUGAUUUUAAUGAGUUCAGCCACUAAAAUGUGAAGAAAAAGGAUAGCUGGUUUCCAGCAAAUAUGAACUCCUUGUGAUAUCUUCAGAUUGUUUAUGGCAAUGUGCAGUUAAGAUCUUUUGUUACCUGAGUAUUUUUAGUAGUUGAGAAUUUGUUAUUGAAAAUUACUUUGUUCUUAAAAAAUAUCUGUAGUGAAGACUGGGUAGUGCAUUUGAUCACUGUUUGCCAACCCCUAAGGGUGUCUGAAGCACUGCUGAGUUCAGCAGGCAGUGAAGUGCUUAUCUCCCUCUGACUCUGGUGUCAGCUCAGUCCAUCUCCCAGAGGUAUCCCAAGGCAAGCACCUGGGUUGUCCUGAGUCAUAGUUUCACUGUGCAGAAAACUUUCUGUGAAGGAUUCUGAGAAGGACAGCUUCCAGCAGGUAAGCUUGAACUGUGGCCUUACCUGCAUGGCCCUGUAAUUCUCUUUAACUGGAGAAGAAGAAAAACCUGGACAACAGGAUUUAAAGAUUCAUGGGUUAUUAAUUUUCUAAUUGGGGGCACUAAGAGAUUCUGCUGUAAUGUGGCUGUGACUCUGAUGACCACAUAUGGGUACUACUGGGGUCAUAGUAAACAGCAGAGGUUCAGUGCCCUGUGAACAGUAUUAGAGUGUCCUGGUAUGAUGAGGUUUGUUUUCUCUAUGCCUUUCUUAGCUUUUAUGUGUCAAUACAGCAAAACUUGAGUUUCCCAGAGUAUUGUGUGGCCAGUUAAUAAUCAAUGUCAAAAUUAAUGCAUUUCCAAAUUUAAAACAAAAAGGAAAGAAAAAUGUCCUUUCCAAAUACAGAUAUUUUUUAAAUAAUAAUUUAUAAUUGAUGCUCACAGGUAACAUUAUAUAUAAUGGGAAAACUAUGUUAGUAUAUCUCUGAUCUCAACGCACCUGAAUUGCUACUGGAGAUUUUUAUGACGCAGCUCUUAUUUCACAUCCUG